GUUUAGUAUUAACUAAUAUUAAGCCAGGUUAUAUCCUAUUUCUUUAAAUCAUAGUUAACUUGUGAUUAUGUAUUGGAUUGCUUUAAUUGUUUACAUACAAGUAUUGCGUUUACCACGUGACACACUAUGCUCAACUGAUGAGGGUCCUAUCAUAAUGCCACCCUGGGACAUAUUACUGUAUAAUGACAAGUGUACGUAUGAGUACAAUAAUGACCGAAAAGUGGACCUGUAUUGCACUUAUCCCCGAACCAAUUACACCACAUUAUACUCGAUUAAAAUGUACAAAAACACAACCUUGUUAUACUCGAUAGAUAUGACAAACAACAAUGGUACAGGGUGUCUAUCCACGAGCUCUGCCCGACAAAUGAACUCAACUAUACGCCUAAAUCAAGAUCACGUGGUCGUAACUAUACCUCACCCCACCAAUACGACCAUGGGCAAUUAUUCGUGUCAAUUCCAUUACCUGGAUAUUACCCAUAAUUACCAAUUAAUUCGUUACACAUCGAUGCGUAUAUGCAAUAAGAAAUCGUGCGAUCAAUUGCGCUAUGGUUUGGGUCACUGUCACCGACACGGCCUACUCGAGGAAUAUAAACAUGGUCAUCGUAACCGUAUUCACGAUCAGGAUAAUUAUUCUGACUACGAAUCCUGUGUGUAUAGCGCAAACGGGUGUGUCCAGGUGCCAUUCGUUACGGCUAUAUUGGGUGCAUGCUUAGUUAUGCUCGCGCUCACUUAAGUACAUUGCUCAUACAAAGUCUAAUAUUUUUAAGCAUGCUAAUUUGUAUCGAAUUGUUUUUAAAUUGUGCACUUAUUUU
Oppiella nova is the source of this 812-nucleotide messenger RNA. NCBI's taxonomy places the organism in Eukaryota, Metazoa, Arthropoda, Arachnida, Sarcoptiformes, Oppiidae. The record is from the annotation of a GenBank genome assembly.